Molecule: messenger RNA, 3193 nt
Organism: Cygnus olor (mute swan)
Lineage: Eukaryota; Metazoa; Chordata; Aves; Anseriformes; Anatidae
Gene: DGKA
Product: diacylglycerol kinase alpha
Exons: 21
Coding region: 218-3190 (990 amino acids)
Biological process (GO): intracellular signal transduction; lipid phosphorylation; diacylglycerol metabolic process
Cellular component (GO): plasma membrane
Molecular function (GO): ATP-dependent diacylglycerol kinase activity; calcium ion binding
Source: RefSeq, a predicted model, not a curated record
GAUGUCAGCGGGGCCGGGCCGCGGCGGGAGCGCGGGCACCGGGACGGGGCUGAGCGGCGGCGGCGGGACCUGACCCCAGCCCGGCCCCGGCAGGCAGUGCCCGCCAGCCGGCAGCCAUGGAGGAGAGCCCGGAGUGGGGCACGCUGAGCCCCGAGGAGUUCGCCCACCUCCAGAAGUACCUGGACUGUGAGUGGGGGGGGACGGGGGCAGGGGGGGCAUGGCGUUGGGUGCAGCACCCCCAUGUGCACACGCGUGUGCACGCACGGGGGCGAUCGUGCGUGCACGUGUUGGGGGCAGCUUUGCACGUGUGGCGGUGGCUUUGCACGCAUGGGAUGGCCGCGUGCGCGUGCACCGGGAUGGGGCUGUGUCCGUGCACGCCCAUGUGUGCACACCCAUGCAUGUGCCUCGUCCGCGUGUGCACGCCCCGGAGUGGCCUCGCACGCGCCUCUGCCCCCAGACAGCAGCAAGAAGGUGCAGGACGUGCUGCAGGACUUCUACGGUGAUGGGGCCCUGUCCCAGCACCUGCAGGGAGAGUGCGUGGACUUCGAGGGCUUCAGGCUGUUCCUGCAGAGCUACCUGGAGGCGACCGAUGUCCCUGAGGCGCUGUGCCGCCAUCUCUUCAUGUCCUUCCAGAGCACGGCCCCUGGGCAGCCGGGUGAGGGAUGGGGUGGGGACAGGAGGGGACACCGGGGGGGACAGGAGGGGACACCGGGAGGGCCACGGGGCUCAGCGCCGCUCAGCACCAUCUGUCCCAGCAGGCAGUGGCCUCGUUUGCGUUAACGACGUCUCCUGCUACUUCUCGCUGCUGGAGGGCGGGCGCCCCGAGGACAAGCUGGAGUUCACCUUCAAGCUCUAUGACAAGGAUGGGAACGGGCUCCUGGACAGCUCAGAGGUGGAGCGGAUCAUCACCCAGAUGAUGCGGGUGGCCCAGUACCUGGACUGGGACGUCACGGAGCUGAAGCCGAUCCUGCAGGAGAUGAUGCGGGAGAUCGACUACGACGGCAGCGGGACGGUGUCGCUGGCCGAGUGGCUGCGUGGCGGCGUCACCAACAUCCCGCUGCUGGUGCUGCUGGGCCUGGAGGUGCACAUGAAGGAUGACGGGCAGCACAUGUGGCGCCUGAAGCACUUCAACCGCCCCGUGUACUGCAACGUGUGCGAGACGCUGCUGGUCGGGCUGCGCAAGCAGGGGCUGUGCUGCACCUUCUGCAAGUUCACGGUCCACGAGCGCUGCGCCCGCAAGGCGCCCCCCAGCUGCAUCAGCACCUACGCCAAGUCCCGCAAGGAGGCCGGCGUCCAGGCCCACGUCUGGGUGAAGGGCGGCUGCGAGGCCAGCAAGUGCGGCCGGUGCCAGAAGAAGAUCCGGAGCUUCCAGAGCCUGACGGGGCUGCACUGCGUCUGGUGCCACCUCAAGAUCCAUGAGGAGUGCCUGGCCGCCGUGCCCCCCGCCUGCGACUGCGGGCUGCUGCGGGACCACAUCCUGCCCCCCUCCGCCAUCUACCCCGUGGUGUUGGAGCGGCAGAACAGCCAGAAGGACGGGAGCGGGACGCCGGGAGAGGAGGGACCCCAGGUCUUCACCACCCCCGAGGGACAGGCGCUGCGGGUCAGCCCCGUGCCCGACACCCACCCGCUCCUCGUCUUCGUCAACCCCAAGAGCGGAGGGAAGCAGGGGGAGAGGGUGCUCCGUAAGCUCCAGUACCUGCUGAACCCGCGGCAGGUCUACAACCUGCAGCAAGGAGGACCCAACCCCGGCCUCAAUUUCUUCCGGGACGUGCCAGAUUUCCGCAUCCUGGUGUGCGGCGGGGAUGGCACCGUGGGCUGGAUCCUGGAUGCCAUCGACAAGGCCAACCUGCCCCGGCGGCCCCCCGUGGCCGUGCUGCCCCUGGGGACCGGCAACGACCUGGCCCGGUGCCUGCGCUGGGGCGGAGGCUAUGACGGGGAGAACCUGGUGAAGAUCCUGAAGGACAUCGAGGGCAGCAGCGUGGUGCAGAUGGACCGCUGGCACCUGCGGGUGCUGCCCGCCAGCCCCGCCGAGGCGGGCGACCCGGUGCCCUACGAGAUCAUCAACAAUUACUUCUCCAUCGGGGUGGACGCCUCCAUCGCGCACCGCUUCCACAUCAUGCGGGAGAAGUACCCCGAGAAGUUCAACAGCAGGAUGAAGAACAAGCUGUGGUACCUAGAGUUCGCCACCUCUGAGACCCUCUUCGCCACCUGCAAGAAGCUCAAGGAGUGCCUGAGCAUCGAGGUGAGCCCCGGCCCCGUGGCACCGUGGUGUCCCCCGCCGCCCUGCCCUGAUGUCUGUGUCCCCCCCCUCCCCCCCCCAGUGCUGCGGGACCCCCCUGGAGCUGCGGGGAGCGCUGGCGGGGGUGGCGGUGCUCAACAUCCCCAGCAUGCACGGAGGCUCCAACCUCUGGGGCGAGACCAAGCGGCCGCUGGGCGAGGCGAGGCGGGCGCCCGGUGCCGAGCAGCCCCCGGCCAUCACCGACGCCGAGACCCUCAAGACCUGCGUGCAGGACCUGAGCGACCAGCGGCUGGAGGUGGUGGGGCUGGAGGGGGUGCUGGAGAUGGGGCAGAUCUACACCGGGCUGAAGAGCGCGGGCACGCGGCUGGCCAAGUGCUCCGAGAUCACCCUGCGGACGCUGAAGCCCCUCCCCAUGCAGAUCGAUGGAGAGCCCUGGAUGCAGCCACCCUGCACCAUCAAGAUCACCCACAAGAACCAGGCGCCGAUGCUGAUGGCCCCCCCACCGCGCUCCUCCAGCUUCUUCGGCCUCAAGAAGGGCCCCGUGGAGGCCUGAGGGGGCCGGAGCCCCCCCCUCCACCUCCUGCGCUGUGCCCCAGGCAGGGGCCAUGGACCAAAGGCCUGACCAGGGGCAGGCACCACGCUGCCCCCCCCCCCCCAUAUUGCACCCACGGGGUGCUCUGGGGUGGGGGCAGCUGGACGGACCCCCCAGGGGCAGUGGGAGGGGGGCUGCACCAUGCCCCCCCCCCAACAUCCCUGUGCACCGCCCCAGCUGGAGCCCCCACCCUGCUGGGCUCCCCCCUGUGCCCUAUUUAUUACCCCCCCCCCCGCAUUUCAAGUGCCUCUUGCAGUAAUAAAGCCGGCAGCGAGACGGGUGCUGGGCUAUGCCUCUCCUGGGGGGCUCAGCCCUGGCUCCCCCGCCCCCCCCAUGCAACCAGACAAAGCAGGGGCUGAGCU